UGGCUAGCUUCACACAGGUGUCGGUCUUGGUGCCUGACCCAUCAGGAAGUGUGUUGUUGUGAAGAGUGUCGCUGCCAAGAUGUCUGACAACGAAGAACAAGAACAGACUAUCGCUGAGGACUUGGUUGUCACCAAGUAUAAAAUGGGAGGUGACAUCGCCAACCAGGCCCUGCGUGUGGUGAUUGAGGCGGCCAAGUCAGGGGUGUCUGUGCUCAGUCUGUGUGACAAGGGAGAUGCCCACAUCAUGGCAGAGACUGGCAAGGUCUUCAGGAAGGAGAAAGACUUGAAAAAAGGAAUUGCCUUCCCCACCAGCGUCUCAGUCAAUAACUGUGUUUGCCACUUCUCUCCCCUGAAGAGUGACCCUGACUACACACUUAAAGAUGGGGACCUGGUCAAAAUUGAUCUUGGAGUCCAUGUUGACGGCUUCAUCUCGAAUGUGGCUCAUAGCUUUGUUGUGGGAGCUACCAAGGAGGCUCCAGUGACGGGGAAGAAAGCUGAUGUGAUAAAGGCAGCUCACCUGUGUGCGGAGGCAGCCCUACGCCUUGUCAAGCCUGGCAACCAGAACUCAAAGGUGACAGAGGCUUGGAACAAGAUCGCUCAGUCAUUCAAAUGCACAGCCAUCGAGGGUAUGUUAUCUCAUCAGCUGAAGCAACACGUCAUCGAUGGAGAGAAGACCAUCAUUCAGAACCCCACAGACCAGCAAAGGAAGGACCACGAGAAGGUAGAGUUUGAGGUGCACGAGGUCUACGCUGUUGAUGUGCUGAUCAGCACUGGUGAAGGGAAGGCCAGGGAUGGAGGCCAGAGGACCACCAUUUACAAGAGGGACCCCAGUAAGCAGUACGGGCUGAAGAUGAAGACCUCCCGCAUGUUCUUCAGCGAGGUGGAGCGACGCUUCGACGCCAUGCCCUUCACACUCAGGGCGUUUGAGGAUGAGGCCAAAGCCCGCCUGGGCGUGGUGGAGUGUGCCAAACACGAGCUGCUACAGCCUUUCAGUGUGCUCAAUGAGAAGGAGGGAGAGUUUGUUGCCCAGUUUAAGUUCACAGUGCUGCUGAUGGCCAACGGCCCCCAUAAAAUCACCAGCGGACCCUUUGAGACAGAACUCUACAAGUCAGAGCACGAGGUGCAGGACGCAGAGCUGAGGACUCUACUACAGAGCUCAGCCAGUCGCAAAACACAAAAGAAGAAGAAAAAGAAGGCCUCCAAGACUGUGGAAACCGCUACUGGACAGCCAACCAAGGAGAGCAACAAGGCGCCAGAGUAGAUGCCUACCCGUCUUCAGACACACUGACACAUACAUACAUACACACACCAAAUAACAGAAACUUAGAAAUGGAAUCUAAAUCUUCCCCAACUGUUAGCUCUUUUUGACCCUCAUGCCCUUUUCUAGUAUGUGGCCCAUUGACUACAUCUGAUAGAUUUGGAGUUGAGCCUGUUGGAAUGCUCUCAAAUCUGUUGAAAAUACAAUUUUCAGUUGAAUCUGUAGACUGAAUAAGGGUCACAACAUUACAUGCAUAUGGAGUUUAUUUUCCAUUGAUACUUAACUGGAGUAUGAGAUUGGGGAAACACAUUUUUGGAAUAUGAUGGAUCAAAAACCUUUUGUAGCCUUUGGUUUUUACACCUUAUCGUUAGGUGAUGUACCUGACUUCAGAAAUGUUGCAAUCUAUAGGUGAAGUGUUUAAACUUUUUAAAUAAAAAAUGUCAAAAGAAA
Messenger RNA from Coregonus clupeaformis (lake whitefish), 1708 nucleotides. Its product is annotated as proliferation-associated protein 2G4. Bases 80 to 1261 code for a protein of 393 amino acids. The transcript has 12 exons. NCBI's taxonomy places the organism in Eukaryota, Metazoa, Chordata, Actinopteri, Salmoniformes, Salmonidae. The record is from RefSeq and is a predicted model, not a curated record.